Molecule: messenger RNA, 37605 nt
Organism: Xyrichtys novacula (pearly razorfish)
Lineage: Eukaryota; Metazoa; Chordata; Actinopteri; Labriformes; Labridae
Source: the annotation of a GenBank genome assembly
GUCAUUAUCAUGUCCUCUAUCAAGGAGCUUUGCACUAAUGUCUGGCUGGAGCACUACAAAGGUCCCGUUGCAUGUCGGGUAUAAUACUCCCUAAGCUGUGACUGCGCAUGCCCGACAGAAAAACUCCAUUAUUUUUUUUUGCUCGGAAUCUGUAAGAAAAAAAAAAACAGUGGGAAACUGUGAAUUAAGGAUAUAUGGGUCGUCAUGGUUGACGGAAUAUAUUUGGUUUCCAGGUGAUAUAGCAGGAAACGGACCAAAGCUGGAUAAGAGUGGAUAAGCGUGCACAAGGAGCGAGACAUCCUUCGGUGUUGUUGGGACCGAAGGAUUCAAGUAAAUUUUAGUCAGUUAGCUUUGCUAGCCUAGCAGGUAGUGUUAGCCUCCAGAUCCCAGGCGCAGUAAAAAGAAGCGUUAUUGCCCUUUGUUUUUAAAUCGGACUGGCAGACAUUGUACUCACGCCCAGAGCUGAUUGAUAGCGGUUAUUUAGAGCUUACACGAUAGAAAUGUUUAUUUUACGGCUAUUCAUCAAAGAAUCGGUCGUUUCCAACACAUUAUCUUGCAGUUCCGUUAGCUAUCCAGCUACGACUUGAUUCUCCCGCGAGCCCGAGAGGCGAAGACUCCAAAACUUCGUCAACACAGAGAGCCUGACACAGAGAAAGGAUGAUCGGUCCGGCUAACAUCACCCUAGCUAUCGGUUUUCAUUGAGUAAGUGCAAUCUAGUGAUUUUUAUUUUUUAUUGCAGAGUCGUAUUAGGUGCUGGCAAUCUCAUGUUUUCGUUGUAAACUCACGAGAGUUUUGUUUUGGCAGUGUUUUGGGCGCCUGACAGCUGUCACGACAACAUACUAAAAGUAGGGUAGCUCGUUAGCGUAGCUACUAGCUUAGCUGUUAGCCUGCUAUGUAUCAACCGUGUAGGUGUUGGACCUUGCUCCACCCCUGCAAACUACAAGAGUUGUUGAUGCAGCCCAGCAAUAAAGGUUUUCGUUAUUUGAUUUCAAGCACUUCUUUGGUUGUCUGUAAACUUCUUACUGUAAAUUGCUUGAAUUUUAACUGCUAAUGUUGUAGCUAAACAUCCAGCAAACCACGGGCCCAGCAAACGCAUCGAUAUAAUCAAAGUAGCCACAUAUUGCUUUCAAGUAUUUUUCUGUAUCUGACACAGUAAAGAUUCUGGUGUCACGUUAAGUAAGACCUCUGUGAUUUAAGUAUAUAGGUGACAACUACAGUUAUAUACUCCGGAUUUCCAUGGCACAUUACAUAACCCCCACCCCACCUAUCUUUCCAGGCUGUCCAUCUCCAUCCUAGACCUUACUCUGAUGUGAGCUGAACCAAUAAACUUUUGCUGGGGACAACCUUUUAGUUGAGCUGAAGACCAGCUGCUUGGGACUUUGAGUCUUUUAACUGGCAGUCAGUGCUCUUCUCACCCAAUCAGCAUGUACAUUGGACAGUGGAUACCUUAGCCAAAACAGAUCUUGGCUUCCUAAAGAUGACAAGGUAUGCAAAGUGUAAUAUUUAUUCUUCUGUUAAUUAUUCUGGGACUAUUUUUUUACUACUGUUUCAGAGUAUUAAUUUAUAGUGCUCUAUGUUUUCCCUUGGUCACUGGAUUUUUUUAUAAUCACAUGAACUCACCCAAUACUUUUGGAAAUGCAAGUUGCUUUUCUUAGACUAUUGAUGUCUCAAAGAUGUUACUGCUGUGACAGUUGCACAUCCAUUUCAUAUGUUUUUAGCGGUGUAAUGAUUCACUUUAAAAAUGAUUAGAUUUCGUGGUUGCUGAUUUGAUUCAAGGACGAUACUGGUUCAUUUAGAACAAUAUGAUCCCAAACAAUUCACUAACUUGAAAUCAUUUCAGUAACUUUUUAGCCAAAAAUUCAACCAGUAUGACUGUGAAAUAAAUACCUGUAUACUGGACAGUGCAGGUGAAAUUUCCUAGAUUCCUGUUGUUACUUGUAAGGGAAUCGGGUAUUAAUUUAUUAUGGUUAUAAACAAAGAAGUAAACAACAAUUAUUAGCAAAUGUAUUCACAUUUUAUUUGAAUAAAUUGCAACCUCCAAUUCAAGUUGAAUUAACAGAAGAUAAACCUUUUCUGUUCUCAAUUUCAAUAUUCAAUACAUUUUCAAGGAAAGUACGGUAAGUGCAUCCAACAUUUCUGUUACUUCUGCUUUUGUUUUUCAACGCAAAAAUAAUGCAGUAUUAGUACCAAAAAUAAAGUGCAAACCAACAUCUCUUCAGGUUAAAUUAACAGUAGGUUUUCCAGCUAGUUUUGCUGUUGUUUUUUCAGCAUAUAAAUAAUAGAAAUACAACAUACACUUGACCACAAUGGUGGCUUGAUCAUUUCUUGCUCGCAGACCUCUCCUCAGCCAUCUGUCAUGAUAUGUUUUGUUGUAUGCUGGCGCAUGGCAAUGAUGUCACAGACCAGUAGACUGAAUCAAGUAAUGCUUAACGUCUUCAUUAUUAAAAGUGAAAAAACUCACAUCUGUGUACAGUUUUCUGGGCUUAAAUCUACUGGGUUAUUUACUAGUAUUUAUAGAAUUGUUUUUUUACAUUUUAAAACAGUGUUAGAUUAAUAUGCAUCAUCCGGAAGGCCAACUUGCCGAGCACAGGUUGAUGUUGUUGGAUCAUUAUAAUAUAAAUUGAUACACCAAUGUUGUAGAUGAAUCAUUACACCCCUAAUGUGUUUAUUUACUUAUUGAGCAGCUUACUGUGAGGCACAACAAUCUGCAGUUUCAUGUAUAUCAUUUUCAAGAGGUGCAACUGUUUCAGUAAGGCAUCAUUUAAAAAAUGAUCCAAGUUAAAUUCUCGGAAAUUAAACUCAGAAUUUUGCACUGAAUACUUCCCUCCACUUUGUAGGGUUUUUCUGAAUUUCUUUGGGGGGGGGGGGGGGUCAUCAUGCAUUUUCUCAGACACUAUAUGUAAUAAUAAAAAUCUUUAUGCCAGAGAUCUUUGCAUGUUUGUAAAUUUACCUUUUAAAAUUAUGAUUACAUAUGUUUACUUUGUGAUUUAAAACUUUGCAUUCAUGUAGUAUGCCCCCCCCACACACACACACACACAAAAAAAAAAUUCAGACAAUUUUCUUGUUCCUUUUACAUUCAUCACAAAGUGAAUUGAUAUGAAUGUAAAGCUGUAAAAUUAAAUUGGAAUGUAAAAUUAAGGUGCAUUAACCCCAGACUGUUUUCUCCAGGUGCUUGCAGGCCGCAGUGAAAAAAUGAUGGGAGGCAGUGAGACUUUAAGUGGGGACAAGGAUGGGGUCCACACCACUGCAAUACAAGUCCCCAUCGGCUGGCAGAGGAGAGUGGAUGGUGGUCAUGUGGUCUAUGUCAGGUUGGUCAGUUCAGUUCAUCAGAAAGCAAAUACAGGCUGUUUGCUAAUAACUAAUAUUUUGAUCUAAGAUCUUAAUCCUAAACUAUCUGUUUGUACACACUUAUGAAUAUGUAACUGUGGGAGUCAAAUUGUUUGAGAAUGCCGGUAUAGUCAACAUUUUUUAAAGGGAAAUAAUUAUUUUGCUUCUGUGGACUAUUUUUUAAGCAUUUAGCUGUGGAUGUUUGGUUGUUUGAUUUUACUCAGAGCUGAGCAGUAUAGUUGAUUUGGAUGCACAGUGGUUUGGAUCUUGCAAAUAAAAGCCUGCAUAACAUUUAAAUUAUAAAAAUAGUGUACUGGAAAGUAGUGAGGCAACAGGUCAUGGUUAGUACUAACCACUCAGACAGAGCCUGAUCUGUGGAUUGAAGGUAGAUUAAUCAUCAAUAUAUUCCACUUUUUAGGACCAGCUUUUUACUUUUUCUUCAAGAAUUUGCUUCUGCUUCUUACUGUUAUGAGCAUGAAAAAAAUACCUGUGUAUCUGUUACGCAGGCAGAGUCAGUGGGGAAAAGGCAGGGAUGCAAGAUUCAGAGUUUGAUUUAAAAAAAAAAAAAAAAAAUGGUAUUUUGUAUCCCUAAUAAGGAUGAUUAUCAUUAUGUGCUCCUUCUAAACCAACAAGAAAACAGCAUUAACAGCAAUGAUGCCUACACAGUCUGUACAAAAACGUGUUGUUCACUAGUAUUGUUAAUGGAUAUAGAAACUAAAUGUACUGCUUCGUUUUUCUCUGACAUAAACAUACAUUACACUUUGUUGAUUCUCUCUUACCCCAUAUCAAAGACUUAAACAUCACUCCAUUUACGUCAGUCUCAGUGAAAACACACAUGCAAAAUACAAAAGCUCCAAAAUGCGAACGAAGUGGGAAUACCAUGUCAUUGCAUUCACUGAGACCUAAUAUGAGUACAGUGACAACUCACAUGACCCCAUCUGCAUACAGCUGCGUGCCCACUGACUCAUAUGCACACACGGUAAAUGACCAGAUUUUGCGUUUAUGCCCGAUUUAAGUCUGAUUUUACAUAUUCUGUUAAAGGUGGGGUAGGCAGGAUCUGAGGAAGUGUCAGUUUUUGGGAGAAAUCUUAAAUGUAAACACUACCCCUCCCAACCAGUUUUCCCCUCAGCUCCUCCUCUCCCUUAAGUCUCCGCUCCAGCAAGCCCCACCCACAAACAGACGCUCCUGCUCGCUCGUAUCAUUUCGAUUAAAUUCAGAUAUAGUGCCGAUAUAUACUUCAGAUAAUUACAAAUGGGGCCCAGUCAACGUGAAAGUAAACAGCAUUGGUGCUACUGCAGAUGCCAAUAGACUACCAGCAAACACAAUGUUUGCAGGACUUCUAAAACUAGGAUAAAGUGACAUAGUCCAGGACCCGAGGUUAACAGUUUAGCAGCGCCACAACACGCAGCAGGUCCCAUUUGACAAGAAACACUUCUGUUACAGACACUUGGUUUACUUUGUUAAAGCAGUUUACCUUUUCAGCAGAAAGGUUACCCUGAAGCGUCCCACAUCAUUUAUGCUGAUGUAGACCCGGCUUCUUAGCUCUUGUCCGGUUUCCUUCUUUUUUAUGCGCCUGUUGUCUCCAUUAGAGUCUCCGGUAUUUACUUCAUUUUCUUGCUCGUGUUGGCAGUCUUGGCCAUAGGAAGAUUCAGACAUUUUUCUGUACUUUCUGAUUGGUUUCUACUGUCUGAUACUGUAGCACGCUAACUUUGUUUGGGCUCAAAAAUUUAAAUGUUGACUGCACAGGCAUAACAAAACACGGCGAUAUCAUUACAUUACCAAAUGUCAUUAAUAACUAAUAGCUACUGACUGAUAUUAAAAGUUUUUUUGUAUAUACACCACAAAAAAGAUGCUUCUUUAACAGAUUCCUGCCUACCCCACCUUUAAGUGCACAUUUCUUUGUGAUUUAAUAUAAGAGUAGUGGACAACCUUGUCAUUGAGAUGCAAUUGUUCUGCCUUAAAAUUCACUGUUAGAAUUAUAGCUUAGCAAGAGGUAGAAAAGUUUUGGAGACAAGGUUGACGGGCGAUAGACACACAGACAGACAUUAAUGCAAUUACGUACAGAGCUUUUUCAAUGUGUUCAACUGAGCACACAUUUCUUUUUUUCUGUAUGCCACAAGUUUUCUGUUACAGUUUUUCCCUCUAUUUUUCUGUUUUUAGUCCCAGUGGCACUGCUCUAGCCUCCCUGGAUGAGGUCAGGACCUAUCUGUUGACCGAUGGCACCUGCAAAUGUGGUCUUGAGUGUCCACUCAUCAUCCAUAAGGUAUAGCUUAUGCAUGAGUAUGUAGUGUUUAUGUUUGUUUUGAGUGGUAAAGGUGAGGUGCUUGGACAAAAAAACUUAAUAUUAAGAUUGUCUUGUCUUUAAAUUAGUGUGCAAUCUGUUAUUGUACAUACCAAUGGUCAUUGAGUAACAUUAAAUUAAUUAUACUGGCAGCCAGGUCUCAUUACAGAAAUACUGUUAAGCUGUUGUGUUGUAACCCCUAUUUGAUGAUCAUAAAGCUAUUGGCAUCAAACAGAAAAAAGAUAGGUACCUAAGUAGUUUAUCUUAGUGGGUAGAUCUAGAACCUCAUAUGCCUACAAAGGCUGCAGUCCUUGGCCCCAUUAGUUGUACCUUUAACUCUGGGCCUGAGCACAUGGAAGUCAUGUCAUCUCUCGAGGGGGUGUCUAACUCAGUGCUAUGGUGUGUUUGACCUGAACUUAAUUUUACGCCAUAAUAUCCCUCUAAUAUCGGCGGAAAAAAGAAAAACAAAAGGUCAUAAAUAAAAUAUUAAGUCUAUAUUCAGUCAGUUUUACAUCAAUCUUAUAGCUCAAGCUGAUAUUCUCAUUUCAGGGACUUUACUCCUGGAAGAACACUAACAAAGAAGAACUUUAAAAAAAAAAAAAGAUCUGUUUAUCACAGGGUAAAUGAUGGUCAGGAUCUGACUGUUAGUAAGUGAAUAUGCUCUAACAUAUUAACCUACAUUAACUGUGGUGUAGAGAUACAUUUAGAUGUGGAUUUGGAUGAAUUUGGGAUUAAUCUAAGUAAUUUUGAAUUGUUUGAAUCAUGAAUGCAUAAGACAGCAUCUGCCCUGUUUGGAGCUCUGGAGGUUUGCAUACUUAAGUGAGGCUGGUCCUUGGAGAGGAUUGAGCAGGUUCACCGAAGGUCCAGGCUACCAGCAGUUUGAGAGGUUCAGCUCAGCAGAAGAUAGAAGUCAGCCGAAGGAUGGGCCAUGAGUCACAGCUCACAGGCCUUAACCCAUUAAGACCUGAACCCUGUCUGAGAGAUGCCCCUGAAAUCCUGAGGGCAAUUUUGAGAAGGGCCCCCAGAUCCUGAGGUUUUCUGAAGUGUUCAGGUUUACAAAAAGCUGAUAUCUCAGCCUCUGUAGCAAAUAGAAACAAAAUUUAACAAGUAUUUGAGAGCUUACACAUGUGGCUUUCAAGAUAACUAUCUUUUAUUUUUCCGAACCUUCAUCACAUUAUUGAAAACCUUGAACAAACAAACUCAAAUAAAAUUAAGAGGCUGUAUAUAUAAAAGUAAAGGCUCUGCACUGGAGAAUAACAAACAAUUUGCUUUCUGUAAAGUGGCAAUCAUGAUAAAAGGUCCAUCAAUACAACUGUAAAUAUAAAAAAUAAAGUGUUGAAAGGGUAUACAGCUGCCCCAGUAUAGUGCCAGUACAAAAGCAUGAAUAAAUACGUGGCUGACAGUGUGUUCAUCUCUGUGCUCACCCAAAGUCAUGCAACACUCUAAGAAAAUGCUGAUAGUGUGAGCCUAAGCACUCAAUAUGAAGAGGUUGUUCACACUGCUGGAUGCUUCUCCGACGAAGCUGCUCUCUGCCUCCGUCAUUGUUUACAUUACUCAUGAAGCACGUAGCAAGAUCCGAGCAUGAAUCCGAUCGCGUUAUUAGCCUAUCAGAGGCAGACGGGUAUGAUGAUUUGAUUCAUCACGACUCCAGGAAUAAUUGAAAAACUACAGAAUGUUACAAAAUGACGUAUCCACGCUCCCAGCUUGAAGAGAAGAAAUGCGCAGCUGCGCCGCCGGCUUGGAAGGUUGAAAUGCUUACACGCUUCUCCUGGCUGGAAGGGUUGAAAUACCUACAUGCUGUCCCAGUUUAAAUGGGUUAAUGCAGAACCAGCGCCUUAUGGAUCUUUUGGAUGAGCCUUUGGUCUCACACCAAUAAUCUGGCUCACAGGGCGACUUUGGGCCCGCUGUGUGACGUUCAGAGGCAACUUUGAAAUAAUGCAGAGAACUCUGAAAAAGAAGCUCGAUGACCAGUCAAAACUAUUUCAUAAGUGACUGUGAAACUAAAGAAAAGUAAGUUAAAGACUUAGUCUCUGACAGCAAUGCAUACAAAAAUUGAAUGUGAACAGAGACAAGGAAAAAAUCAAAGAAUGUGAACGAACAUGUGGUGUAAAACUCAGAAAAACUCAAGAGACUAUGUGAAAAAUGAGGGGACUAGAAGAGGACAAUAAGGGCUACAAAGAGAAGGACAUAAAAAGAAAGUAAGCACCACAACUUUACUGGUUAUAUGUUCUUCAUACUGUUGUGUGUGUGUGUGUGUGUGUGUGUGGGAGGAGAGAGAGGAUUGGUUGCUGGUCUCCUGCUGCAGCUUUUUUUAAGAGAAGACCUUCAGGGUCCUAAAUAUUUUAUCCAGCUUGUACUUUUGGCUGGUAAAAGAGUCAGAUCUAACACUCACUCACUAUGAAUUAUGUUGCUAAAUGCUUUAUUCAUAACAAAUGAUUUGAUACUAAGCAUAUAUAAUGAAAUGUACAAAACAUUCUCAUUAUACUUUCAGUUUCACUAUUCAAAAGAGCACCGAACAUGCUAAAUAGCUGAAACAGUAACAAAUAGAAACUGUGAACAACAAAAGAGUAAACGCAUGUGAACAAACUUCAUUGGGAUUAAGAAUGGAUUCUUUAUACUUGAAUUCAGAUUAUUCAAUGACUUUAUAACCACCUAAUAGUUAAAAUACUAUGUAAAUGAUAAGAAUCUAAAUUGAACAUUUCUAAACAAUUUUUGGUAGGGUAAGGUUAUGUUUCAUAGUUAAUCAUUCCAACUCUUAAAAGUGCAUGAAACUCUGGAAAACUGUUGAUCUCAGAGAUCGGGAAUAAAUCUGUCUGAUUAGUUUCUCAGCUUCUGGGCUACCUAGAAGAGUGGGAUAAAGACCCCUUUUCUGCAAAUGUUACAUACAGACAAAAAAUCCUAUUGUACGGUCCAUCAAACAUCCACAUUAGAUCCGUUUAAGGCUGCACGAUAUUGGAAAAAACUAACACUGCGAUUUUUUUCAACUCUGCGAUAUAUAUUUCGAUAUUAAAAAAUGCAGGAAUUUUCACCAGAUGACCAAUGCGGCACUGCUGAAAUCUUGAGGACAGUUAACCUGCACUGAUCUUACCUCUUUUUGUGAAUGUUAGUAGAAUGGCUUCUCUCUGUCUUAGAGAUAUUUUUAGAUUUAUUGUGCUAGGACUUUGUGGAAACAGAUGAACACAGAACACGUGUUUUAGUCGACAUCAUCCUCCUUGUAAUCGAAACUAUUCCAGAUAACUGACUUUACUUUUCUUUUUGGCAAUAAGUCAUAAUUUUCGGUGGUUUUCUCUUCUUUGUUGAUGAUUUUGCAAUCGUUGUUGUUACCAGUGUUGUGCCCAGAAACGCAUGUCCUCCAGCACCUCGCAAAACGCGCACCGCUUUUAGUAGAGUGGUCUAUGGAAAUGUACAAUUUAAAACCCAUACAAAUCUUAUCUAUGGGGCUUAACAGUGAUGAGUUAUGUUCCGAAAGUAAUUCUCAGCAGACACGUGUUUCUCGGCACAACACCAGCAGCACUAGCAACUCACUCCAUGUGCAGAACAUGUGCAGGGUUGUGGUUUCCUCCUCUCUGAUUUUGAUUGACGCCUGGCAGGGUAGCCUGAUUGGCAACUGAGGUAAGAAGGAAUGUGAUUGGUGGAUCGCUGCACAGCACAUGCAGGCUCUGCGAUGUAACUAUUACGCACAUGUACAUCGCAAUGAUGAUGCUCAAACGAUAUAUUGUGCAGCCCUAGACCCGUUGUAGUUCUUCUUUCACCAGAGAACACAGUGACAAGUCUCUUAUCUGAUGAAUAAUGACCUGAGUCUGGCUGCCAGACUGGAUGUGGAUACUCAUCUCCAUAUGGCAGGAAGUUUUAAUGGCCUGAACUUUGGUAUGAGGGUCUUACAUUGUCUGGUCUCUUGAGACCAAAUGCAAGUCCCCUGGGUAACUUCUCUUGGUUGCCACCUUUUGGCAGGGAGCCUUAAGCAACUCAACUAGGUGUUAAAAAUUUGCAUUGUCUCUUCUUUUUAGACCACAUGUAGCUCUCUCUUCCAGUGGGCUUUUGGUCAAAAAUGGAUUAGAAAAGAAUCGCCUCGCUAGAAGAAAUUUGCUCCCUGUGAAUAUGUAUGAAUGGGACAAGUAACAACUGACGGUCAUUUAAUAUACCAGCCUCUGCCUCUGUUUGAAUGUGGUGUACAUAAGUUAAUGUGACAAGUGGCAAUAAGCAAUGGUCUUGUCAUAAGUGUGUAUACUAUGAUAACACUCUAGCCCAUAACCAUUGUCAACUAAGAAAGGUCUGACAUUGACUGCUCAGCAUAUGUUCUUUCUGAUCUUCUUAUAUCUGGUUUCCUGCAGGUUUUCAACUUCACUGUAGGAGUGAGGGUGGAGCAACACAGCCAGCCAUUAGGCAAAGCAGAGCAAGACAUGACCAAGCUGUGUAACCACCGCCGGAAAGUGGUAGCAAUGGCUGCUUUGUGUCGCAGUAUGCAGGCCUCACAGCUGCCCUUUGCUAAUUUUCACCUUCCAGGUAAGUUGAGGCAUUCUAACAAACUACUUUUGUCUUUCUGUACUUUAAAAGGGGGUCUGUGAAUUAGAGAGCACCAAUCCAACUUUAUGAGUCAUCAUACUUAUACCUGGGUUUACCGACCGCAUCCUCAAUGUGAGGAGACAAAAAGUUAUUUUUUGACAACAUCAGGCUUUUCUUUGUAAAUCCAAGUUAAAUAAAAUAUUAAGUGUGACAAACAUGCAUGCAUACAUACAUACUAGGGGUGGAGGCGAACCUGAAUGUGGUAUUUGUAAAGGCACAAAUAACGUAUUUUUUACAAAUACUUAUUUCAAACAAAUACUUUAAAAAAUAUUUUUUAUUCGGGAACAAGAAAAACAUCUUAUUAAAAAGCUACAUUUCCUCAUGAGACCGCAGUGCAUGCCUGGAUGAGUUGGCAAGUGACGUUCAGUAGUCGGGGAAGGGGAGAGAGUAAAAGAGUCUAACUGACACAGACUUGGCAACACCAGAGGUGUCAGGAAAUGCAGUACAAAUACUUGUUACCUUACUUAAGUAGAAAUAUUGGGGUAUCUAUACUUUACUGAAGUAAUUAUUUUUCAGCCGACGUUUUACUUCUUCUAACAUUUUCACGCAGUUAUCUGUACUUCCUACUCCUUACAUUUUUUAAAAUAGCCUCAUCAGACCUAUUUUAUUUCAGCUUGUUUUGGUUUUCAUUCCACCUUCUUAUCGUUUAAAAAACACAACCCCUCCUCAAAAUCGUAAAAAAAAUCCUAGAAAAAUCGCGUCCACACCAGUUUUUGUUCCUUCAUCUUCUGUUUCUGAGCAUCCCUGAAUGCAGCAUGCUAACAGCACAUUCCCUGAGUUACAGCGGGUAGAGAGACAUGCCCAGAAAAGUCUGAAGUAAACCAAGCGGACUGCUGUAUUUUCAAAUGGUUCAAACAGACUUUUUCAUAUUGUGUGUGUCUGUCAGGCACAACCACACAAAAAGACCUCCGCUGGUGAGAGAGUGUUCACCUGUGUGUGGGCAGGUUCCUGUGAGUGUGUUGAUGUUUGCACUGGAGGAAAAUUUUGCAGUGUGCAAUUUAUAAAACAAUUUAAACACGCGACCAUGUAGAGACAGAAAUUAGAUGCUGUUGUGUAAAUAGGAUAAAAAACAAACUAGUUUGUUUAAUAAAAGGGCAUGGUAUCAGCCUGUUAUAUAUGAAAGGUAUCUUUAUGACUUCUGUUACUAGGAAAAAGAAAUUGAACAAAGUCUUAUUUUGGGCAUUACUGGUUGUUUUAAAGCCAGAAGCUCUCAGCAGUUUAGGGUUAUUUUUAUGAUAUAUUUUUUUGUAAACAAAACAAUGUGUUUCCAAAUAGAUUUAGUGGUGAGACUGUCAGUCCCUGUCUUAUAAGCAGCAGAAAAACUUAAAUAUUUGGCAAAAAAAUAAGGAAAUGCAAUCACAAAUAAAAUCACUAUUGUUAACAUAUUCUAUGUAACUGUGUUUCAAUCAGUGGGCGUUAAGUUUUUUAGAAGAGUAUAUUUGCACUGUACUAAAAUGCGUUUAUUUUCAAUGGGCAUAAAUGCAGCUGAAACAGGUGCAUCCCAAAUUUUUAAGCCUACAUAUAUAUAUAUAUAUAUAUAUAUAUAUAUAUAUAUAUAUAUAUCAGUAAUUUAGACAAUAGGCUGUCAACAGUGCAACGUUAAUAUUUUGGUUAAAAAGGUCAAAAACUAACUUUUGUUCUGCCAGAUCUCCCUGUCAGGGGUUGAUAAAGUUUAGUUCUUGGCGUUCUGUGCAUUAGAAAGAAUAGUGCUUUUAAGUAUUAUUUGUUUUUAUUCUGUCUGUUUAGCGUCCUCCAACAAGGACGGGUGGUGGUGGGGUUCAUAAUGUUCACAGUGGUAUUUAAUUAGUUGUUGAUUUAACCAUGGAUGAGGUAAUAGCUGUUAUGUUAUUUUCUUUUCAAUUAUGUUUCUUGUUACAUGUUCAUUGCUGGAUUUAUGGAAGAACAUCAACCAAUAUUGAAUAUCCAUAAUUAUCAUAAUGGAUUAUUAAGGAAGACUUACACUUACAUAAUGUAAAUAGAAGUGCAACGCCCCAAAAAAUGGAUUUUUAGGCCUAUUUUGAAUUUUACUCCAAUACAAAUACAAAUACUUUUCCCCCCUCAACAAAUACAAAUACAAAUAUCCUAAUACAUACAUACAUGCAUAAAUACAAGCAUACAUACAUACAUACAUACAUGUGUGCAUGCAUGCAUGCAAAUGUGAUUUUUAGGAUUCUUGAUUAAAUUUUCAGGAUCAUGAGCUUUGAGCAUAUUGCAAGUUGCAACUGUAGUUAAUUGUGUGACUAGGCCAAAUAUAUUUGCCUCAAAGAGCUGCCUUUGGUCACCCCAGCCCAUCUUUUUGGGUCAGGAUCUGAUUGACAUCCACUUCUUGGCUCAGUUGAUGCAUUCCUAUCAAAAAUAAUUGAGUAUCCAAUAAAACACAUUGCUAAAUACAAUACAAAAAUGACGCACACCAUCAUGUAAGAAAUGUUAAUGUAUUUCUGUUGGACUUAAGGUAAACCUGGGCCUUUUUUUCUUCUGUUUUUUUUUUUUUUAUAAUAUUGAGGUUUAGUAUGUUGUUUGUGCAUCACAUUGUGUAAAUGGACCAUGUUGACCCUUCUAUGAUAAGAAAUAAUUCUGUCAAAUUUAAUGCACAACAAUUAAGUGAUUUGUUGUUUGCACACGUGUGUCCACUUUCAGAGGUGAGCAGUGAAAUUGACAGCCAGGAUCCAAAGGCAGUACAUUUGGAGCGGGAAGAAGAGGACAAUGGAAUUUACCAUCCAAAACUCCAUCCUGUCCAUUCUCGUCCCAACAGAAACCUUUAUCCAAACCCAACAGGCAGUCCCAAAUCCUCGUACCAGUUUGUCUAUCCUUACAAUGGUUCCUCUCCUGUCCUUCACACAGGCACAAACUCUCUUCAUCCCUUAGACACCCUGAGAAGGCUUCACCAUCCUACUUCUAUCCCUACAUCUUCAAGCUCUUCCCCCAGCUGCCAGCUUAGUCACAAUGCUGCUCAGAGGUCCCCCCGCACCCCGACACCCCAACAUGUCAAUCAAGGUCAAAGAAUAGAAACUCCAGCUUCUCCUCGGCUAGGGCCCCUCUCCUCACCACCUCGCUCUUCUCCUUUGAUCAUGGGUGGAGGAAGAGUAGCACAGACUGCCGCUCCUCAUCCUCAUGGUGUGAUUGUGGGAGGAUCCCCCCUUUCUCCUUCUCCUUCCAUCUCACCCUCUGUGCAUAACCUAAACUGUGUUUCUCCUCAACGGCGGUCCCGUCACCCGCCAGCCUCACCCUCCCCUCUGUCUGAUCACAUAGGAGGGCCAACAACAGCAGGUGGAGGGUCAACAGCAGCACCAGGUGGAGGACCAAUUGGAAAUAACUUGCCUCUGAAAAGGAGAUCCACCUCUUCCUCCCCACACUCACCUGUUUCUAGUAGCUCCCCUAAUCCCAGUUCCCACUUUCCUAAGUACAAGCUGGAAGACAUCUUGGAACAGUUUAAGAACUCAGGCAACGGCAGCACUAAUAAUCACCAUCUUCUCAACUCUACUAACCCCUCCUCACUGACCAACCAAAGCAGUAGCAUCCCUCAUGCUCUUUCUUCAAAGACUACCAUGAAUCCUACAGCCAGUUCAGGAUCACCAAGUUUUGGGUUAAAUUCUGCAGGGCCUUCCACAUUACCUCUGGGGCAAUUUCCAAACCAUCACCACAGCCAUCAGAGCAAGCUGCCACACCCAGCUACUUAUCCUGCAAGUAGCCUGCUCUCUGCAGCUGCUAAAGCUCAGCUGGCUAACCAGAUAACCCAGAGCUCAAGUGUGGUCUGCAACCCUGCGAGCUUGCCCUCUUCUCUGGAGCAACAGUCAUCAAAGGUAACAAACAGCACUUUACAUAACAGCCAUCCUCCCCCCUCAGUUGCUCCUACCAGGCAUCCCCACCCCUCCCUUGCAGCAGCCUCCUCUGUCCUCUUUCCUCCAUCCCACUCCAUUGCCCAGUCCCUGGCAUCUUCCUUGCCUCACCUGCCUCCCACAGAUCGGAAUGCAUCGCAUAGGAAGAGGCAUCGCCGAUCUCCCACAGUGCUUAGUAUGCUAAGAGACACCCAUCAGCUUCCUAAUGGACAAAGGAAAACCACACCAGGAGAUGCAGUUUCUGCUACAGUUAUCAAUCUGUCCUCCUCAUCUUCUUCCUUUCCCUCCUCCUUGCACUCCUCCUCUACCUCAACUGUGCAGAAUCAGAAUGCUGUCAUUGUAGGAAACAAUCAUCCUCUCCUCUCCGGGCAGAUGCCAAGGCUCACUGCUCCUAGACAGAAAGCACAUCUUUCAAGGCUUCCUCGUCAAAACGAGGCUCUGGAUUUCACUACAGGUCUGGCAUCUACUCCUCUUGGCCUGGAUCCUCCAACACAACCUCUGUCUGCUUUGUUACACCUGCUGAGUGUGCAGAAUGGGCAAGCUACAGCCUCAUCAUCCAGCUCUGCUUCAGCUCAGCCUGGAUCUGUGUUUACCGAAGGGGGACACCCUAAUAAACAGAUCACCAUGCUGUCACCCUCUUCCUGUACCCCUCAUCCCUACAUCAGGCAGCCACAGACUCAGUCUCUGGGCCAGUCCAGUAACACUAAUCUACUACCCUUGUUGUCACAACAGCUUUCUCCUCCUCCCACUUCCUCUCAGUUUGGAUCUGUGGAUCUGUCUCCAUCAGAGUCUCAGCCUACUAAAUUAAAUCCCCUACAAAGGUUUUCUUCCUCUCCAACAGCACAAUCCAACUCACAAUCGGUUUCAAGUAACAGAAGUCCAAAUCAACAUACAUCCCCCACCCCUUUAGACAAGUAUCGGCCUACUGAGAACCACAUUCCUACAGUAGACUCAGUUUCCCAAGAAAUAUUGCAGGAAUCUGCGCCACAGGGCACAGUGGCAACAGAAAUGUGUAGAAACGGUGUAUCUACAGCAGUGGACCUCAGUUCCUCUCACAGCAAUGUUUCAGUGGCGGUAUCCAUCUCCCCAAAGCCUCUUGAUCUCAGCAACCCUGUCCUGGCCCUUCUAGCAGCAUCUUCCACUGUGCCCCAGGGAGAGGGCCGCUCCUCAGAGCAGAACACUGACGUCAGCAUGUCUUCUCAAGGAAGUCCUGCUACAGGUGGGGAUAUUUUUCAAUCUCAAGUGUGUCUUUGGCUAUAAAGAUCUAAUUUGACCUUUUAAAUGCAAUAUAUAAUAUAAUCUUCCCAUAUCCCUGAUUCCAAAAAAAGGUCGGAUGGUAAAAUGAUAUCAACAACAGAGAUUGAAAGUCUAUAAAUCAUAUAAAUCCCAUGCUUUACUGCAAAUAGUGCAAAAACAACUUAUCAAAUGUUGGGGGACAAAACUGUCAUGGUCUGGAAACCAAGGGGACAACUUUCUGGAGUUGUGGAAAGAAAAUGUUGUCUCUGUCUUACCUAAUAAAGGAUAAAGGAUAUCAAGGUCUCAUAUUUUUCAUUUUAGGAUGACCGAGACCAAAUGUUUUGACAGGCAAUAAGUCAGAAUUACAGGCUGGCCAGUUAAGCUACUGGACUCUUCUACUGUGAAGCCAUGGUGUUGAAAUACAUGCAGAAUGAGGUUGUGCAUUGUCUUGCUGAAAUAUGCAUGGUCUGUCCAGAAAAAGACAUUGAUUGGGUUGCAGCAUAUCUUGCUCUUUAACUUAUAUGUAUUUCUGAACAUUGAUGAGACCUUGCCAGGUGUGUAAUGUACCCAUGUCAUGGGCACUUAUGCAUCUCUAUACCAACAGGGAUUCUGGCUUUUGAACUGUGUGCUAACAAGAUGGUUGAGCCCUCUCUACUUUAGAGGGAAAAACACAGCAUGCAUGGUUUCCACAUAGAAUGUGAAAAUGCGCUUUGUCAGGCCAUAGGACAGUUUUGCACUUUGCCAUAGUUGAUCUUGAACAGCUUUUGGACCCAGAAAGUUGUUGGUAUUUCUAGUACAUUUUUAUGAUUGGUUUAGUCUUGGCACAGUGCGGUUCUCUCACUGCAGCUGAUAGCCACUAUGGAGUCAUGUCUGCUAUUUAAGGCAGUGCUGUCUUGGGCCUAAAGAUUACAGGAAUCCAGUAAGCAUUUUUUGGCCUUGUCCCUUUUUGUAUAGUUUCACAAAGUGAUUGACCUCUUCCUAUGUAUACUUAGAAAGAAAACAGCCUUUCUGGAAUGCCCCUUUCUACCCAGUCAUCUAACUGUCCUGUUGCAGAUCAACCUAAUUAUCUGAAAUCUGUUUUUAUCAACAUUUUAUACACCGUCCUAGCUUUUUUUGAAAUGGGAAUUAAAUUCUUCUUUUAAAAUUUUCAUUCCAAUUCCACUCUUUUAACACUGAUCAUUUUAAAUUAUGUGUGGUCAUGAACUCUCUCUUUAAUUAGUUUUGCAGUUACUUUCAUUGUCCAUAGGCUUUAUUUUUUCUGUGACAUUGCAAGAACAAUUGAAGUUUUCAAAACAUCAUUACAGCUGUCUUGUGUGUAUGUUUAUAUGUAUAUAUAUACAUAUAUAUAUAUAUAUAUAUAUAUAUACAUGGAUAGAUACAUAUGUGUGUGUAUACACCACAGGCCAAAAGUUUGGAAGCAAGGCCAUCACAGGCCGAACAGUUGGGAGUAACUUCAAGUUUUUGUUCACAAUGCUUUUUUUAAACUCCAGCAUGAGUUUUAUGUAUUUACUCCAUGAUCAGAUGUUGCUUUCAUGAAAAUGCACCAUUUUACUGCAUUUACCUUUAGAUAUACAUUGAUGUCAACAGACCAUUGCUAAAUAUAUGUCAGCAAAAGAUAAUUAGGGCUUAGUUUUAGAGUUUUAGUCACAACUUCAGUACAAAAGCAAAAAAAAACAAAUCACAGUUGGAUUAUUCACUUAAACUUUUUGGCUUUUGAGAGUCUGCAUACAAAAAUCCCAAUAAAUCUCAACUGAGUUCAAACUACCCCAAAAAUGGCUAGAAAGAAGCAACUGAGUAAAGAAACAAAAGUACAGAUUUGUACAUUGAGGAAAGAAGGAUACACAUAAAGAGAAAUUGCAAAACGCCUAGAGGAGGAGUCCACUACACUCUGAAGAGACUAGAGGAACCUGGAAGUUAUGAUGAUAGAAAAAGACCCGGAUGAAAGAGUGUUACUACAAAAACAGAGGAUAAACAUAGCAUUGUCACCAAUAAGAGAGAUUGGCGAAAGACAGCACUAAAAAUAAGGGAGGAAAUCAACAUGACAAGGUCGAAACCCAUAUCUCUGACAACUGUGAAAUGACGUUUGAGAAAGGCUGGUCUGAAGGUUUGUGUAUCUGCAAAAAAACACUACUUUGUCCACAGAACAAGAAAAAGAGUUAUGAGUGGGCAAAAGCUCACAAAAAUUGGACUUGUGAUGACUAGAAACAAGCAGAGUCUAUGUCCACAGACAAACUGGUGAACAUCUGAAAGCACCAUGUGUUACACCCACAAUUCAGCAUGGAGGUGGUAGUUCCAUGGUAUGGGGAUGUUUUGCAGGUGGUAGAGUAGAAGAUUUGUUUGAUGUAAAGGGUAUCAUGAAGAAGGAACAGUACCACUCCAUCCUCCAGCACCAUGCUGCUCCAUCUGGACUAAGACUUGUGGCUCCUCAGUCUCCAAAACCUUUCUCCAAUUGAGCUUGUGCGGGAUGAAUUGGAUCGAUUGAUCAGAAAAAUGCGUCCCACGAAUCAGCAGUCUCUUUUUAAUGAACUUAAGAAAGCUUGGAAUGCAAUCCCUGGAACAUACCUUAAAAAACUUGUGGAACGAAUGCUUGGUAUAUGCCAAGCUGUUGUUAAAGCCAGAGCAGGUUACUUUAAAGAAAGCAAAGUCUAAGCAACAGUAACUCAAAUACUUUAUAAUUAUAGUCAAAAUGUCUUCUUAUAAGUUACUCUUUAAACAAUAGUCAUGUUUAUUGUGUUGCAAAUUAUAUAUAUGAAACUAUGAUUUUUUUGUACAAAUCUGAUCUUGCUUCCAAACCUUUGGCCUGUAGUGUGUGUGUGUGUGUGUGUGUGUGUGUGUAUAUAAAUGUUUAUAUAUAUAUAUAUAUGUAUUUAUAUAUUUAUAUUUAUAUUUAUAUAGAUAUAUAUAUGUAUAUAUGUAUGUAUGUAUAUAUGCAGAUAUGUAUGUAUGUGCAGAUAUGUAUAUAUGUACAUAUAUGUAUAUAUGUAUGUAUAUGUAUAUAUAUGAAUAUAUGUGUAUUUAUGUAUAUAUGUGUAUAUAUGUAUGUAUAUAUGUAUGUAUAUGUAUAUAUGUAUAUAUAUAUAGAAAUGUAUAUAUAUGUAUGUAUAUCUAUUUAUGUAUAUAUGUAAAUAUGCAUAUAUGUAUAUAUGUAUAUAUGUAAAUAUGCAUAUAUGUGUAUAUAUGUAUAUGUAUGUAAAUAUGCAUAUUUAUGUGUAUAUAUGAAUAUAUAUGUAUGUAAAUAUAUAUUUAUAUAUGUAUAUAUUUAUAUAUGUAAAUAUGCAUAUAUAUGUGUAUAUAUAUGUGUCUAUAUAUGUGUUUAUAUGUUUAUAUAUAUAUGUAUUUAUAUAUAUGUAUAUAUUUAUAUUUAUAUUUUUAUAUAUAUAUAUAUACACUCACCGGCCACUUUAUUAGGUACACCAUGCUAGUAACGGGUUGGACCCCCUUUUGCCUUCAGAACUGCCUCAAUUCUUCGUGGCAUAGAUUCAACAAGGUGCUGGAAGCAUUCCUCAGAGAGCUUGGUCCAUAUUGACAUGAUGGCAUCACACAGUUGCCGCAGAUUUGUCGGCUGCACAUCCAUGAUGUGAAUCUCCUGUUCCACCACAUCCCAAAGAUGCUCUAUUGGAUUGAGAUCUGGUGACUGUGGAGGCCAUUUGAGUACAGUGAACUCAUUGUCAUGUUCAAGAAACCAGUCUGAGAUGAUUCCAGCUUUAUGACAUGGCGCAUUAUCCUGCUGAAAGUAGCCAUCAGAAGUUGGGUACAUUGUGGUCAUAAAGGGAUGGACAUGGUCAGCAACAAUACUCAGGUAGGCUGUGGCGUUGCAACGAUGCUCAAUUGGUACCAAGGGGCCCAAAGAGUGACAAGAAAAUAUUCCCCACACCACGACACCACCACCACCAGCCUGAACCGUUGAUACAAGGCAGGAUGGAUCCAUGCUUUCAUGUUGUUGAGGCCAAAUUCUGACCCUACCAUCCGAAUGUCGCAGCAGAAAUCGAGACUCAUCAGACCAGGCAACGUUUUUCCAAUCUUCUAUUGUCCAAUUUCGAUGAGCUUGUGCAAAUUGUAGCCUCAGUUUCCUGUUCUUAGCUGAAAGGAGUGGCACCCGGUGUGGUCUUCUGCUGCUGUAGCCCAUCUGCCUCAAAGUUCGACGUACUGUGCGUUCAGAGAUGCUCUUCUGCCUACCUUGGUUGUAACGGGUGGUUAUUUGAGUCACUGUUGCCUUUCUAUCAGCUCGAACCAGUCUGGCCAUUCUCCUCUGGCAUCAACAAGGCAUUUCCGCCCACAGAACUGCCGCUCACUGGAUAUUUUUUCUUUUUCGGACCAUUCUCUGUAAACCCUAGAGAUGGUUGUGCGUGAAAAUCCCAGUAGAUCAGCAGUUUCUGAAAUACUCUGACCAGCCCUUCUGGCACCAACAACCAUGCCACGUUCAAAGUCACUCAAAUCACCUUUCUUCCCCAUACUGAUGCUCGGUUUGAACUGCAGGAGAUUGUCUUGACCAUGUCUACAUGCCUAAAUGCACUAAGUUGCCGCCAUGUGAUUGGCUGAUUAGAAAUUAAGUGUUAACGAGCAGUUGGACAGGUGUACCUAAUAAAGUGGCCAGUGAGUGUAUACUGUAUAUAUAUAUAUAUAUAUAUAUAUAUAUAUGUAUGUAUGUAUGUAUGUAUGUAUGUAUGUAUGUAUGUGUGUGUGUGUGUGUGUGUGUGUGUGUGUGUGUGUGUGUGUGUGUGUGUGUGUGUGUGUGUGUGUGUGUGUGUGUAUGUACACACACAUAUAUUUUAAUCUAUGUCUCUCUUUGGCUGUUCUAAUUUAUUAAGGGCAAAAAUGUCAAAAAUAUUCACAAAAAAACUUGCAAGUUAGCACAGAAUUUGCAGGGAUUGGUUCAAAUUGUGUUGAUAGUUGCUGCCACAACAUGGCAAACUCCUGUUAAGACUGAUUUAGAGUGUUUCUCUAAGCCUAUAUGUAAAUGCAUUGGUUACCAUACUGACAGUAGAAAGGACACUUCACUUGAUGUAUGACUAUUCAUUGUUUUGGAUACAAUUAUCAGCUAAACCACUAGUAUGACCUUGUGAAUCAAUGCCUUCUGUCAGCUUACUGUUGUAUAACAUUUCUUUAUUGAAAAAUGAAUGAUCUGUGUCUCUCUUGCAGGGCCAGCUGUCUCCCUUACAGUGCCAGAGGACACUAAGGUCUCUGUACUGACCAAACCUCCAGCAUCCAUCAGCCCUGGGCCCAACAUCUCUGCACGUCUUGGGGAUAACAGUCUCCAUACACCUUCAGUUGUUGGUGACUCAACCACCCCAUUACCUCUUGCAGAGGCUUUCCCCUUCAUGAACCAAGAGCAGCUGCUUCAGCUUCUGUCAUCCACUGGAGGUCUACCAUCACUCCUAGACCCUACAGUCCUGGCUUCAUUGCCCCUUGGUGGGCUGUGGUUAGGAGGUCAACACACACAGAUACCUCCUGCUAAUGCUACACCACAACCACCACAAAAUAUCCCAGAGCAGCAAUUAGAGCAAAAUCAGCAGUUACUGAUACAACAAGAGACACAGCAGCAGAACCAGGAUCAACAUCAUAAGCAACCACAGAUAAACAACAGUCCUCUGUUUCCAUUGUUGCCCUUGUUAAGUGGUGCCCAAGGGGAGCUUCCGCUGAACCUUUUGGGCCAGCUUAACCCACUACUAGCCCCAAGUUCAGCCUCAAAUCCUUCCACAGCACAGGAAGCAGACCUGGGGCUUACAGAAAAACCCAGCCUUCAAUCUCUGCUUAUGGCUUCCUUGUUGCUUGGGCAACAGCAGGCGCCUUUGUUACCUUUGUCAGGGCUGGCUCAGUUAAGCCAGGUCAGCGUGGAAGUCCCUCUUCAGCAGACACAGCAGAUGCCCACCACACUGGAGGGCCUCACCUUGGACAAGACCUCUGGCUUCCUUGAUCCAUCAUCAAUACCUGGCCCAGGCCUCUUGGAAGUUUCACAGGGCCUCCUCCCCAUUCCUCCUGGAGCUGAGGGCUCUAUCCAAGCCCUGCAGUCUCUGCUCCUCCCUGCUGGUCUUCCUCCUCCCCAUACAGCCUUCCUGCCCCUCAGCCCAGCCUUGCUCACUGCUGCCCUGGGCUCUGCUGAGCUCCACUCGCCUCCCCACACCCAUUUAGUUCCUGCACAGCAAACCCAACAUACCACACCUCAGGUAGGCUCCCCUGUUCCCUAAUGCUGAUUCCUUUUUGCCUGUCCUUAUUUCACCCCCCAAAAAGCAAGUGCUAAUUUUCUUCAUUUCUCUGUGGUUACUCUGUUUUAGUUGCUUAUUCAGAAAACACAGCAGAUGUCGUUAAUUUCUGCUGAAAUUCGUUUUCAGAGGCCCAUCUCAUAAACUUUAUAAUAGGGGUUGAUCAAAGUGUGUCCAAACUGUUAAAACUUUAGGUGUGCAUGUAUUUGUUAAGUGAAUCUUAUUUUUGUUUUUCUGUGUCUAUUGACUUGUUUGCAAGAAAUAUUUAUUUUAUUUUCUUCUUUGCUCUACACCAUGGUAAUUUUCUAGGUAUCUUCAGAUGCUGGUGUUGACACCCUCAUCCCCCUAUCUCUCCAAGGCAAAGACAACCCCAUUCUUCAACAUCUACUGCCUACUCUGCUUAACCCCACUGUAUUAGGUGAGUUCCUGCCAACAUCCCCAUCACUUCUUUUUUCUAAAAUAAACCUUUUGUUCCUUCUGUGUCCGUUUUGUGGACGUUUGUCAUUUUUCAUCUUUAUUGUGAGCUGACAGUCACAUUUUUACAGAUGGAGGCAUCAAAUUUGAUGAGAGUUCUUAUUUUUCUCCAAAUUUAAAAAAAAAAAAAUCAUGUCGCCUGUAGAACUCAGUCGCUGCAUUUUCGCUCCAUCCACCCUACUUUGUCUGUAAAAUAGACAAUAGACUUCCAUUAAAAACACGUUAUGGCGCCAUAAACACACGGUCAGAAACCAACAUGUUGCAACCUUUUUUUGCAUCAUUCGAUCACCAGGGAUCUAAAUUUUACUUUCUGACAGUGCACAGUGCACUGAGGUCUUAAUUUGUGGACUCAGCGCAUUUGAAGAGCUAUUUUAUCCACUAAACGUCUUCAGAAUUGAAUGAAACGUUACGUGCCACUAGAUAUGGAUGUCUAAAAGUGGGCUAUGUGUGAAAGGAAAAGUUUGUGUGCUCCUGCGUGUAUGCAUGGGUGCGAAUCUGGGUCCAUGUCCGUAACUGGGCAUGCCGUGAGCGGAGCUUUUACAGUUGAAAAAUCGACAUCCAAGUUCUGCAGUGUGGGACAAAGAGAGGGGGACACUUUCAACUUUGCCCUUACUUCAGAGCAAGUGGAUGGACAUGCAUGAGGAUAGACAGGUCCUUAGGAUCAUUAGGUGAGAAUAUAUCACAUCUUAAAUAUGAAAUUAAUUUUACAUGCUUAUAAUCAGCGUUAUUGCUGUCAUUUUUUUGGUUAGAGGUGGAUAAGCACUUUGAAGUGAUUCCUAUCUUACAUAUAUCUUCUGAUUUUAUAUGCCUUUAUAUAAAAUUAAUUUAAUAUGAACAAAUGAACUUGCUCGCAUUUGAUUUGGUAGAAGAAGAGGCUUGAGAAAAGAAGGUGAAAUUGGUGUUUUUUUUCCGCUCUACCUGUUUAGAACGCACACUUGAUGAAUAAACACACGUCUUAUGACAAGGUGCACAAUAACUGGCAUAAAAAGGGUAAUACAUAGAAUUUUUUAUACGGUAUUUUUUUAAUCUAUAGUGCUAAAGUAAUUCAAGAGAUUUGAGUCAAAAAAAGUAAGAAAAAAUGUUUAAUAAAUAUUAUUUUAUGAACACUUAUAAGCAUGUCCGUUUGGGGGACAAAGUAGGGUGGAUGGAGCUAAAAUACGUAAAAUAGCACUACAAAAAAGAUUUAAAUGCACCAAAAUCAAUUCUACCACUCAUCAUUGCCAUGGCUCACUCUAUUUAUUUAAAAACAUUUCAUCAAGGUCAUUUUAUAUUGGAAAUAUGGCGAUCUUGUGUUUUUUAUCAUUAAAAAUCACCGUGAAAUGGUACACAAUAACUAGCAUAAAAGGUAGUAACAUUUUAUUUUUUAUUUAUUAUAUUUGAAUGGUUAGGGCUGAAGUUGUUUCAGAGAUAUGAGUUGGGGGAAAAAACGCUAAGAAAUGUUUAUUUAAUGAACUCUUAUCUGCAUGUCUGUUUUGGGGACAAAGUAGGCUGGAUGGAGCUUAAAUUGACAGGAACCAAGGGUUGAAAACCCCUUUUGAAAGAAAAAAAAUCAAUACCAGAAAAGUUAGCAAACUUCUGUUAUGAAUCCUGAACCAUAGCAAGAACCAUUUACAUUAUUUUAUCUCUAAAAUGUGUCUCAUAGGGGAUCUUUCUGCCAUCACAAGUCUCAAUAAUAUGUUGGGGAUUGGAGCAGGUUCCAUCCUUCUACCCCCAGUCCAGACUUCUGCAUUGGGGUUGCCUCUGCUACAGGGCCCUGAUGGAGCCAUCAACUUACUCAACAACUUGCAGGUUGGUAACUGGCAUGUAUAUCAAGAAGUCCUAUCAAGAAGAAGUGUAUAUCAAGAACAUCUCUAACAAGGCCAGACCUCCUCUCUAUGCAGAUUACAUCACAUCUAUUUAAAAAGUUUUUUUCCCAUGUAUUUUCAUUAUAUGCAUGCAUGUUUGUAUGCACAUGUGCAGUUAUGUAUGUAUGUAUGAAUGUAUGUACAAAUUGCCUUAUGCCUUGAGGCUAUACAGUGAAUAUAAAAAGUCUACACACCCCUGUUCAACUGCCAGGUUUUGGUGAUGUCAGAAAAUGACAGCAAGAUAAAUAUUUUCACAACUUUUUCCACCUUUAAUGUGACCUAUAACCUGUACAAUGCAAUUGAAAAACAAACUGAAACCUUUAAGGGAAAAAAUAAGAAACAGAAAAGUUGAAAUAACCUGGUUGCAUAAAUAUGCACACCCUUAAACUUAUACUUUGUUGCAGCACCUUUGGCCUUGAUUACAGCUCUCAGUCUUUUUGGGUAGGAGUCUAUCAGCAUGGAACAUCUAGAUGUGGCAAUAUUUGCCCACUCUUCUUUGCAAAACUGCUCCAAAUCUGACAGAUUGUGAGGGCAUGUCCUGUGCACAGCCCUCUUCAGAUCACCCCACAAAUGUUCGAUGGGAUUCAGGUCUGGGCUCUGGCUGGUCCAUUCCAAAGUCUCAAUCUUAUUACGGUGAAGCCAUUCUUUUAUUGAGUUUAGGGCUGCAGCUAUCGAUUAUUUUAGUAAUCGAGUACUCUAUCGAUUAAUCUGUCGAUUAAUCGAGUAAUCGGAUAAGAAAUGUUUUGCUUUCACUGUAAUACUUUGCAUUGAAUCACGUUUGCCUCAGAGCGGACUUAAUGCAUGGACCGGGUGUUUUCUUUUAAGGUGCUGCAGCAUUGACGACGUGCUGUUGUGAAACGCCAACUCCGCCUUACAGUGAACGCACUGCACGGCGUUUUCUUUCCUUUUCAGUGUGUAAUGGUCCCACACUUUAGACACUUUCUGCCGUUUCCUCUGCGUGUCAUCUCUUUCUUCCUCUCUCUGUCUGUCCUCGUUUCCCUCCAUGAUUGAACCAAACGCGCCAUAGACAUAAUAAAAGAUAGACCCCGCAUCGGCCGCUACCACGAAUGGGCGCUGUCGAGAAAUGCGGCCGCCAUCUUGGUCCGGUCAUCCGCCUCACUCUGCACCGCUGUUUAACCGGCGGAAUGAAGUCUGAGCGCAUUAAUGAAUCAUAGUUCGCUCAAUACUACGUAAUUUUCUUCUCUGCAAACGCCAUUCAAAGAGGCAUGAUAGAGGCCAUAUUUUUUUUUGGCGUUUUCAAAUACUCAGAAUGAAUAAAAUGAUAUUUUAGAACAUGGCAGCAGUUGCUGUAUUAUAGUAUAACAAUUAAUCAAGGAUAUAUUUAGGUUUAGAGCUAGGUUCCUGCUAUGUCUCAAUAAUUAUUCAUAACUGGCGGUAUUAAUAGGCCAAUUCAAUAUAUAUUGAUUUGAUUAUAAUUUUUUAUAUAGUUUAAUUUUAUUUAUCCAUUUGUAGACACACACAAAUAAUGUCAUAUAGAAGCACUAUUUUAAUAACUGGAAAAUACACACAAAUAUAUAGCCUACAUAUCAAAAAGAUUUAAACACAAGAACAGCAUGACAGGACAGCAUCUAAACUACAUAUCAAUUUGCUUGUUGGCUACACAGCUCAGAGGAAUCACUUGCUGCGAAUUUCUCCCUCUAACAGCAAUCUCCCACUUCUUCCUCAAGUUUUUGUCCUUAGGAAAUCUUCAAAAUGAAACAGGAGAUCACCACAAAGAAAUCUUUAAUAAAACAGAUAAUAAAAAAAGCUCACUUUCUUCCUUUUUCUUUCUAUUUUAUUUCUUAACGUUUCUUAGAACCUCUCUCAAACAAAAGUUUUUCAAUCUAAUGCAAAUCUGUUGAUAAUCGACCAAAGUUGCUAUUAUUGUGAAUAAGCUAGCUGUUCGCAAAUGCUUUUUUCUUUUUUGGAGUUGACCGAUAGUCUUCCUCUUUGGCCUACAAAUGACUCUACAGUCAAGUGCAAUGUUUAAAAAACGUUUAAUCAUAACUGUGAAAAGUUAUUUCUUGAGCCCUGUUCUCUGCUGUCCGCCUGUUGGCACAGGAAUACGCCGCACAGUGCUCCGGCAUCGCUGAAUGAAUGAAUAUGAUUGACCGGAGCGUAUGGGAAGCUUGACCUGACCAAGAUGGCGGCCGCAUUUCUCGCUGCGCAGCACCCCCAGCGGGGUCUACCCUUUUAUUAUGUCUAUGAAACGCGCGGCAGCGGAAGGAGCGGAAAGAGCACGCUGCUGCGCAACAGAAAUAACCGUCCGUGUCAAACACCGUGCGCUGCACAUGGUUCCGGAUUUAAACGAUUCCUCGAGGCAUAUAAUUUGCCUCGAGGAAUUUUAUUAAUCGAGUUACUCGAGUAAUCGUUUCAGCCCUAAUUGAGUUAGAUGUGUGCUUUGGGUCAUUGUCGUGCUGAAAGAUUAAGUUCCUCUCCAUCUUCAGCUUUCUAGCAGAAGGCCGUAGGUUUUGUACCAACACUGACUGGUACUUGGAACUGUUCAUAAUUCCCUCCACCCUGACUAAGGCACCAGUUCCAGCUGAAGAAAAACAGCCCCAAAGCAUGAUGCUGCCACCACCAUGCUUCACUGUGGGUAUCGUGCUCUUUUGGUGAUGAGCAGUGUUGAUUUUGCGCAAAAUAUACCUUUUGCAAUGAUGCCCAAAAAGUUCAACUUUGGUUUCAUCAGACCAUAACACAUUUUCCCACAUGUGUUUAGGAGAUUUCAGAUGUCUUUUUGCAAAAUUAAGCCAGGCUUUGAUGUUUUUCUUUGUAAGAUAAGGCUUCCGUCUUGCCACCCUACCCCACAGCCCAGACAUAUGAAGACAGCGGGAGAUUGUUGUCACAUGUACUACACAGCCAGUACUUGCCAGAAAUUCCUGCAGCUCCUUCAGUGUUGCUGUCGGCCUCUUGGUAGCCUCCCUGACCAGUUUUCUUUUUGUCUUAUCAUCAAUUUUGGACGGACGUCCUGUUCUUUGUAAUGUCACCGUUGUGCCAUAUUUUCUCCACUUGAUGAUGACGGUCUUUACUAUGUUCCAUGGUAUAUUUAAUUCCUUGGUAAUUCUUUUGUAGCCCUCACCUGACUGGUAUCUUUGAAUAAUGAAAUCCUUCUGAUGCUUUGGAAGCUCUCUGUGGACCAUAGCUUGUGCUGGAAGAUGUGGCUACAAAAAUGUCAGGAAAAGCCUACCAGAACAGCUGAACUUUAUUUGGGGUUGAUCAGAGGCACUUUAAUUGGUGACAGGUGUGUGCUGACUCAAAUUCAACCUGAGUUUGAAUGUUAUUGGUUAAAUCUGAACACAGCCACAUCCCAAGUUAUUAAACGGUGUGCACACUUAUGCAACCACAUGAUCUCAGUUGUUUAUUUUUACUUCACCUCCCUGAAAGAUUCCUGUUUGUUUUUCAAUUGUGUUGUACAGGUUAUAGGUCACAUUAAAGGUGGAAGAAGUUGUGAAAUUAUUUAUCUUGAUCAAAUUUUUUUACAUGACAAAAACCUGGCAGUUGAACAGGGGUGUGUAGACUUUUUAUACCCACUGUAUAUAUAAGCAGGAUCUGUUGACAAGUAUUAGCAGGGGUUCACUGUGAAAGGGAUAGAAUUCUAAGCUGAAAAAGUGACUAGGGAAAUGUAGAGGAUUUACCUUUAGAUUUUGUUAGCAGAAAGUAUAAAUCUAAAUGUUGUUUGCUUAAAGAAAACAUUGGAUCUGAGUGUAACUGAUUGCUUUUCAUUGUUUUUUUUUUCUUUAAGCUUAAUCUUGCACCACCCUCGGAAGGAGAGAAGCCAGUAUCAUUGCAGGAAAGCCCUGCUUCACAGGGAGACACUCCAGCUAUUCAUAUAACUAAUGAAGUGGUCUCCAGUCCUCUUCCAGAUCAAAAUCCAGCUCCUACUCAAGCUCUUGUUCCUGCCCAAGAGCCAACUCAAGCCCCACAGCCUGUAUCUGAAGGCAGGUCUGUCAUUGAUCCUUACACCUCUUUCAUGGACACGAUUUAUACCUCUUUUCUUCAAGUCAAUGCUAAAGAGCAGGAAGACAGGGCCCAGAUGGGGCCCUCUGACCCCACUUCACCCUUCUGUGCCUUACCGCCUGUUUCUUUUCCUGCGGAGCACCAUACCCGGUCCAGUGCUGCCCCAUUGCCUCAGGCAAGUGCCCCAGUCUCCCUCAGCCCACGCCGGGCCUGUUCCCUCAGAAACCCAGACUUAUCUCGACUUAGCUUAGAAGCAGCAGCCCACUCUCCAGCCCAGGGGACACCCAAACCGGAGGAUGGGUCUACACCUCCCCUACAAAGGAAACCUGACAUAGUAGAGGGACAUACUCACCCAGAGCCUCCCCUGCCACCCAACUACUUGGAAGAGGCAAAGACAGACUGUACUGGGCCUGCUACAGCAGUGUACCCCUAUGUAGAGGCAGGGGUGGAUAGACAGGGGCAUUUUCCCCAUGCGGGAUACCUCAGUCCAUUAGAUGGAUGCAAUGUUAGGUCCAAAGAAGAGUCUGCUGGAACAUUUCUACAAACAGAGCAGGGCAGGGUGAGUGCUGAGUUCUCCUGUUUCUUUCUUCUAGUGAGGCUUUUAUACUUGACAGUGAGAAAGAGAUGACUGCACCAAAUAUUUAAGAAAGAGAAAUGUAGUAUUUUAUACUAUAGUUUAUGCCUGUGAUUUGGUAUUAUGUUUUUCUUAUGUGAAAUCUAAUUCUCCCCCCAAGGAACAAGUGGGAGCUGUGGGUGGAGCAAGAAGAGGAAGGAAAAGGAAACAAACGUUAGUUACCGUACUGAAAAUGAAUUUAUCAUGUAUUCUUGACAUCAAGUUUGGAUAAAGUAACUUUCAUUUAAUUAUCUGCUAGAGUUUCCAAGCCCUCAGACUAAAAUUUCUGAAUACAUUACACAUAGCUCAGACUCUUCCUUUCAACUCAUCCUUUUUGCUGUAGUUGGCUGUAUUAAUACUUAUGUUAGUCUUACUCUCUGUGUCAGGCUACAGAAUGUUUUAGAAGACUUCAGAGACAUGGAUGCCACAGCACUAGAAGAAACCAAGGCACCAGUAAGCCCCAUUUUUUUCCUGUGAACAUGAUAAUAGGGAUUUCCAAGCCCUUAGUCUAACAUUUUUUAACAUACACUGUACUUCCCCCCCAUGUUGCUAGGUAUGCAUCCUGCAUUUCUGACCCAUCAAAAUUAGAGCCUGACCGAUUUAUCGGCGAGCUGAUUAAAUUGGACAAUUUUAGCCCAUUUGAGACUAAUUGGUAAUCAGCCAAAACUCGUCGAUUUUCGCCGAUAUUUUCAGAGAUGAAAUGCAGAGAAUAAGAUUCGGUUUCACUUAAGAAAUGUUCCGCCAUUUGAAAAGUUCCCCGACUUAUCCUGUAGAUGGCGCAGCGAACUCAUGACAAUCUACAUCCACUCACUACCUCACAGCACAGCAGAGUGACAGAUCUGAAGUAGGCAGCUCAGAGACGCAUGGAGGAUAGUGGUCCGCCUCAACGGUAAAUAAACCAGUUUGUGAAAUACACAAUAAGUCAACAAGUUUCAGUUCAACCCACUUCACGAUGUUCCCCGCUGUGCUAAUCUCGAGCACGCCAAGUUAACAGUGAAGCACCAUGUAAUAUGCCUUGCUACACUGUUAGCCGUGCCAGUAAUGGUAGAAUAAACAACAGUACACAUUACGUGAACAAGCUACUUCUCUUACUGAGGCAGCUGCAUGUCCGGUCUCCAGAUGAGGGGGGGUUCAAAACGCUUUUCUGGUCUGAGUUUGAUCAGUCGGUCUUCCUGUUGGUGUGAAGAGUAGUAGCCCACAGUAUAUCUACAGUAUAUAGUAUACUGUAGAUAUCUACAGUAUAUGAAGUAUAUAAAAUUCUAAAAAUCGGCCAAUUAAUCGGUAACUGUGGUAUAGGCCUGCACGAUAUAUCGUUUGAGCAUUGUCAUUGCGAUGUACGUGUGUGCGAUAGUCACAUCGCAGAGCCUAUAAUGUCGGAGGUGAAUGAACUCAGUUAAUUUCAAGGGUAACUGACUGAGAUACACUGCAUGUGACUCUGCAUGUGCUGUGCAGCGAUCCACCAAUCACCUUCGUCCUUUACUCAGUUGCCAAUCAGACUACUCUGCCAGCUGUCAAUCAAAAUCAGAGAGGAGGAAACCCACCCCUGCACAUGUUCUGCACAUGGAGGGAGUCGCUGCCGCUACUGGAGUUGAGCCGUGAAACGCGUGUCGGCUGAGAAUUACUUUUGGAACAUUCUUUAUCACUGUUUAGCCCAACAAAUAAGAACUGUAUGGGUUUUAAAUUGUACAUUUCCGUGGACCACUCUACUAUAAGCAGUGCGCGUUUUGUGAGGUGCAUGCAAUUCUCGGAGGACAUGCAUUUCUCAGCACAACCCCGUUAACAACAACAACAACAACAACGAUCGCAAACUGAGCAACACACAGAGAAAACCACAGAAGAUGAAGACUUGUUGCCAAAAGGAAAAGGAAAGUUAGUUAUUUGGAAUUAUUUCGGUUAAAAAAUGGAUGAUGUCGACUAAAACACGUGUUCUGUGUUCAUCUGUUUCCACAAUAACGUCCCAGAACAAUAAAAGCUAAAAAUAUCUCUGAGACAGACAAAAGCCAUUCUACAAACAUUCACAAGAAGAGGUAAGAUCAGUGCAGGUUAACUGUCCUCAAGAUUUCAGCAGUGCAGCACAACAUAAAGUGCUAUUCAGGUCAUCUGGUGAAAAUUCCUGUAUUUCUUAAUAUCGCAAUAUAUAUCGCAGGGUUGAAAAAAAUCGCUAUGUUAGUUUUUUCCAAUAUCGUGCAGCCUUACUGUGGUAUACCAUAUAACUGUAACAUAAAAAAAAAACCUUGUCGGGCUUCAGAAGAGCUGCCUAAAUUAUUCAUUGAUACUCGUCCACAUGCUGUCAGCAUAAUACUGAAACAAAUAUCACAAACACAUACCUAGUCACCACUUUAGUACAUAAUUUUACAGGACACUGUCCCUUUUGUAUUUCUUUUACCAAACACCCUUUUAUCAAUGGUCGAAUGUUAAAAGAGCCACAUGAUCACAUAAUGUACCACAUGGACAAUGUUUCCAUGUUUUUAAGCCAUGCAGGGGUAAAAAAUCUGUCUCCACGGAGUAGUUUUAGUAAACACAAUAUUAUUCUCCCGUGUUGCCCAUGCAGGACAGUUAUUUUAAGUCACCUCCACACAGAAGCUGUUUAUUCUUGCUUCAGUUACUUUCAGUAACUACAUAGUACUUGAGCCAAGAACCAGAAUUUCACAUAUCAGUACCACCUGGGUGGGCAAAUUCUAGUUGUGAUUUUUUUAUUGCUAUACAUCCCUACAAUAAGUUUUUAUAUGAUAGACCUUGGUAACUGGUAGCUUUAUUGUAGUUAUCACUCAUUGAAGUAAUAGAGUGCAGCUGUUCAAAAACGAAAAAUCGCCUUCCUUCAGAAUUAGCUUUCUUUCAUUUUAACCUCUCAUUUCGGUGUGUUAAUAUGACACUGACAUAUUUUCAAUGCAGGAACUCAAUAUACAAUCAUCCUGGCUGGUGCAGGGCAAGAAGACAUUAGCAACAAAAUAAGAUCUACUGAUGUAUACACUCUAUACAAUCAUCUGAGAAAAACUCAAAUUCCUAUUCAAAGUCCUAUUCUUUCCAUAAGGAACAGUGACAGCAAAUAUGACUGUCAAGUUUUGGCUUAGUACAUAAUACUGUCACUGAGUCACAGUGGGUCUGUUAACAUAGCUCCCUUUGGUCAUCAUUUAUUAAUCAACAUCAGUAAUCGACAUCAGUAUCUGUAUCUUCUUCUACAUCUGAGUCUGCCGGGUGUGCAAGGGGCUCUUCCUCACUGUAUUGGUUGGCACAAGUUUGUAAUUUGCACAGGUUUGUGCACUUCAGCCCAUUGCUGAGACAGGUGCAGUAUGGUGGUUUGCAUGUCCUCACACACUUGCAGGAUAGCAACUGCAAGACCGCAUCUGGUGCUGGGGAACCACGCAUCCACUGUAUUUCCAGCUGCCCUUCGUCAUUUAUGGUCCACCCAUGGUCCUUGGGGCUUGGUACAGAUGGCUUGGUAUGAAGAGACCGUCUCCAGAUAGCAGCCUGGUAGUUGGCACGAAUCGGUUGCAUUAAUACGCAAUCCUGACAUGGUGGAAGCUGGCUGGACUCAACUUUAGCCAAGGUCCUGCAUGAAGGUGGUGAUAGUUAAAAGACUGAUGUUGUCUUUGACGUUUACAAGGACAUGUCAAUCAAAAAUUCAGAAAGACUAAACAGAGGUGCAGACAUGGGGAUCCAGUUCAGAAACAUUGUUUCUGGCCACAAUAUUCAGCAGUGGAGGAAACUUCUCUGCAGCCCUGCCAAUAAAGCCAGUCUCAUCAAGUUCUUGGUGGAGGAAUGGAGUUUUUCUCAGAUGACUGUAUAGAGUGUAUACAUCAGUAGAUCUUAUUUUGUUGCUAAUGUCUUCUUGCCCUGCACCAGCCAGGAUGAUUGUAUAUUGAGUUUCUGCAUUGAAAAUAUGUCAGUGUCAUAUUAAAUUUGUGUUAUUAUAAUGCUAUUAGUCUGCAUUUACUUUACUUCUACUUCGAAGUAAAAAAAUAUCCUUAAUUUAGACCUUGAUUUAGACCUGACAAUUGGCUAAUUGAAGCUUAUAUAUACACACCUGUAUUAGAUAAAUUCCUUGAAAUACUACUUAGGGGGUUAUUACAAGUCUCUAUGGCUAGCCAAUAGUUCAAACACACCGAAAUGAGAGGUUAAAAUGAAAGAAAGCUAAUUUUGAAGGAAGGCGAUUUUUCAUUUUUGAACAGCUGCACUCUAUUACUUCAAUGAGUGAUAACUACAAUAAAGCUACCAGUUACCAAGGUCUAUCAUAUAAAAACUUAUUGUAGGGAUGUAUAGCAAUAAAAAAAUCACAACUAGUAUUUGCCCACCCAGGUGGUACUGAUAUGUGAAAUUUUGGUUCCUGGCUCAAGUGCUAUGAUACCUGAAAGAACUGCUCCACCAUCAAAUUGGGCCACUCCCACUUCAUCAACUCAUUUAAUUAGACACAGGUUUGAUUCAUUUGUAGAAAAGAGCAGUGUGACCCAAAAAGAGUAUGACUUUUAAUGUGCUUUUGACUUUCUGUGUUGCUUUUGGAGUUAACAAAAAUUUGCCUAUUGAGGAAAAUAACAAAAUGAGAAAAAAUAUAAAAAGCUACCCCUAUGAAAAGUCUAUCAUAUUUUAAUUUACUUAUAUUGACCCUAAAAACAAUUUAGUAUAUGUAAGGUUUUGCCCACCCAAGUGGUACCGACAUCUGGUCCGGCUCAAGGACUAACAUUGAAGCUACUCUUUCUUUAUGGGAUAUAUUGAUGUAGAACACUUAUCUGUAACAGUUUUUUGUCCAUUAACUGCAGAGGUCUGUAAUUAGCUAAAGCACCAUGCUGUUUUUUAACUCCCAUCUUUUUUACACUGUAGCACACAAGUUCACAUAGACACACAAGCACUCGCAGAAAAGGUCACCACAAUACGGAGACAUCAUCACCAGCACCAUCAACCAAAGAUAGGGAUAGAUUGAGUGCAUUAUGCAAACUCUAACAGUACAUGGCGAUGUGAUCCAGCAAAAAAAAUGAGGGCAAAUAAACAUCCACAGUCUACGGUCAUCUGAAUUUAAGCACACUGAACGCUAUUAAGCUGCACUGAUUUGCUAACUGUAUGCACAGAUUUGCAUGUUGCUCUUGUUUUUGUUGACCAAACACUCUUGGGGGUCUUUAACAUCCCAACAGCAGUUGGCAGGUGAUUGAUCCUUGAUGGGCCCUUUCGUUUGAAGUGUACCCAAAAUGCAUCAGCUGUGUUUUUGUAGGGAACAUCUCACUUGGUGCACAGCACUCCACUUUCUCUCUUCUUACUGGCAGCUGUCAUGUGACUAUGACACAUCCAAAAACUGAGUCUGAUGUCAUCUCCUGACUUACAGUAAAGAGAGACAUGAUACUAUCAAAGAAAUAAGCUAAAAAUGGAGUAAUUACUGUCAGAGGAGCUGGACACCAACAGUUAAUUAAGGCAUUUAUUACAUGUGUUGUACAACAGCUUCUUAAUGGUAUGACACUGAUACCUUUGCUAUUUAUAAACUCCAUGGUAUACUGUAUUACUGCCCAAAUCUUUUUCCUGAGGAUGACAGAGUGUGAUCAGCAGUAUGUCAGCUGCACCUAGCUAUUUUUUCAAGGUGCUCUGUGUGUUUAGUCAUUUCACUGGUUCCCAAACUUCAGAGAAGAAAAAAACAUAAAAUUGGGACAAAAGGGCCAUGUCUAGUUUUUGACACACACUGAAAGGAUAAUGAACAUUUAACUUCCUUUUUCUUUGAAUCAUCUUUCGUUUAAUCUCGAUCUAUCGAAACCAGUUUGAUGACAUUUACCUUGGGAUAACUUAACACUGUGUGCUUUUUUUAACUAGAAAAACCUUGGCAUAAUUUUGCAACAGAGAAAAGCCCAGUUUAAAAUUGCAAAUAAACCACUGUCAGCAUUUGUAGCUUGAUUACUUCUUGACACGUUUUUUUUUUUUUUCACAACAAAUUUCUAUAACAUUUGCAUUUGCAAUGGAAGAAGAGCAACCCCCAUUUCAAUUUUAUCAAACCACAUUUUAUGACUCUUGUCACUCCACUGCUACAUUAAUCUAUGUGUAAUUUCAAAGUUAAUACAACUUUUAUUAGUAUCUGUAGUUGCCUUACUAACUGAAGAAACUGGAAUUUUACAAACUACUUUUUGCCAUGUUUUCAAUUUGCUACAUCGGUCUCAUUUUUUCUUUUUCCAAGCACACAGAACUUUAAUAUAAUUUGCAAUUACUUUGAAAAAAGGAGUGUGUGGUUUCUUGUACUGAGUAAUUCUGUGUUCAACUUUGUAUAAAAGGCAAUGAGCACUUUGUUGAUGACUGAUGCAGCUUUCACAAAACAAGCUGUAUGCUGGUGCUAUUCUCAAAGUAUUUUGUAAAAAAAAAGAAGUGUGUUUCUUGAUGAGGCGUGGCUGUAAUGCCUCUAACUGUGGUCUUAAUGUAUUGGGUCUUAUACUGUCAGUUGCCAGCAUCUUUAACCCCAAAAUAUGCACCGGAUUCUCCUCACCUCCCACCACAUAUACCGCUAACUCAAGAGCUAGAUGUGCUUCAUCAUAUUUUCCUUUUGACUGUCUUGUUCAUCUUCGGAGAUCAGCUCUUUCUGGCAUGUGUUUGAAUGAACACCAUUUCUAGUGUAUACCUAGUUUAUCAUUCUGCUACAAAAAAAAGAUUUUGAUGCUAAGACACUGGGUUACCACAUGCACUGACAACGGCUUAAAAUUUGUUUCCCAUGCAUAGUAGCUGAUGCUCAGGUUUCUCAUCUGGCCUGUGGUCGAGAGCCCCAUGUACAGCAAGACUGUGUAAUCCUCAAUCAUGGUUUCAUAUCAUCAAAUAACUAUUUCAUCUUUUUUUGUAGAUGAUUCAUAUCAAGGAAUUAUGGAGUCUUGAUUUUCUUGCUCGAGGGGUAUGCCACCAUGUAACAAAGAAAUGAAGAAUAUCACAGUGAAUCUUUGCAAAAUAACAAAAGAGCAUCAUUUGAAAAAACUAUCUUAUGUGAGGGUCUGUUUAGGGAGACUUUGUUAUUAGGUGUAUUUGUUAAAACUGCAUGAUAGUCAUUAUCAGAUGGAGAUGCCUCCUAAGGUUAAGUUAAGGUAAACUUUAUUAUCCCCAAGGGGCAAUAGUAAUCACAAGUAAAAACAUGCUACAUAAUAUCGUUGAGGAGCGUGAUGGCAGCAGGGACAAAUGCAUUUUAAGGUAGCUAGUCAUACAUCCUGGUAGUGCAUGCCUGUGCCCAGAUGGCAACAACUUUUAUGUAAUAAUAGUUUUCUCAGGAAUAUCUUGUUGAUGUUAGCACAGGGUCAAAUUCCAUUCCUUAGAUGAGAAACAACAGUUAAGGAAGAAAAAUAUUUUUAAAUUUGCCUCAGCUAUUGUUUAAAUUGCCAUUUAAAGUAGAGAAAGUACCUCUCACCAGAGAAAGAUGCAUAAAUCAGUUAACUUUUUCAAAUUUCUAAACAUUGCAAAGGUCAGCUCUCACACUGUCCUAAAAAAAUAUUUUCAGGAGAGGAUGGAUUAGUACUAUGCUGUAAUUUUAAAUUUUUAAUGUAAUGAUAACAUCAUUCCCCCCUGAGAAUAGAUAAAGAUUAGGCUGAUGUGUGUGCACCUUCUUUGUCUUCUGGUUCUAGCCAGCACUGCUGAAGCCUGAGAGGUCAGUUCGUGGCAGGAGACGUCGAGGCGCCAGGUCUCAAAGGCAGUGAUUGGUGGAGGGAAUUCCAAGUCCCAGCCAUACUCCAAUCAAAGGCGGCCAGGCACUUCUCCCUCCCCGUCCCAUUGCUCCACCAUCAUCACCACUGUUCAGAAGUUUGUUUUUACAAUUCAAAUGCACUAUUAUGCUGUUGUCAUGUCAACCAUUUUUAUGUCAGCCAGUAAGAAUAAACACAUAGGAGAGGAAACUAGUCUGAUAAGUUAAUUAAUACAAAAAACAAAAAAAAAAGUUAAGAGAAAUUUUGUCAAUACUUUUUCACAUAGAUCUUUUCUUAGGUCUAGUUCACAAAAUAAUGGUUGCUUGACAUUGUGAUUGGAGAUCUGUUAACCAUGGUUGGUGUUAGAAUAACAUCGACAAGAAAACAUACAAAAAAAAACAAGUACUGUUUUUUCUCAUCAGUGUGUUACUGAAAGUCAAGAUAAAGCCCAUCUACUUGAAAUAUGCUCUCUAUUGAAAGUGUGUUUGUAAUUGUGUGGAUGUGUGUGUGUCCUAUAUGUUUGAGUGUGUGUUGGACAACAGUGCUAUUGCUGAGCCCCACAAUGAUUGACGGUUAGUUGAACUUACUUUCAUUUAAUCAUGCAUGCCCUUUAUCUUUUAUGAUAAGAUGAAAGGCUCUCUGAAAAGACACACUGCUGUUGUGUUUCACAGAAGGGUUCUGACGUUUUUUAAGGCGCUGGAAAGGCAUGAAUAGAAGGAACUGAAAUGUUUCUCUUUAAGAGUAAAAUAAGAUAUAACUCUUGUAUUUGACAAACCUAGAAAAUAAUGGAGAUUCAUGUCAUGUAACACUCAAGACAAGAAUUUAUAAUCAUGAUUUGUAAAUUUUUGUGAGGUAUUAUUGUAGGUUUGUACAUCACUCAUGAUUUUACAGACUGUUAAAUGAAAUAACACCAGAAAAUCAAGUGAAUGCAAGAACACAGUUAUUUGACUAAGGCAGUCCUCAACACUGCUUAUUUUCAGAAACACUUUUGGUGCCACAUUACAGCAUUUUUUUGUGCUGAACAAAAUAUGAGAAGCUGUUCUAAGAUGGAGACUAUUUAAUAUCUAUUGAUUGGUUGAAACACACUCCCCAGCCAUGAGAAUUGUGCUUAGGUUAAAGGUAUAGAAUCUUAAUUGAAACAUUUGCAGCCAUCCUUAGUUUGAACAAAAUACAGUAUUGAUUGAUCAAAAGAAUGGCUGGAAACCUAACUGCAGAGAAUAAUGAUGUCUUAACGUGGAUCUGGUGAGUCCGUGUGUUACUGUGGAUUUGAAGUAAUAUCCUUCCUGUAUCCUUAUAUCACUGUGUGAGCAUUCCUCCACAUGCUGCCCUGCCCUAAGAGUUCUGGCAUCUCUAGCUGUAUUUAAGAAAAACAAUAAAGAAAAGUGAAAAAGAAAGCAGAUUAUGCAAUUUCUACACUUGGAGAUUUGUAUAUAUGUACAGUUAAUGUGUUUUAUUUUGAUUUUAUAUUGUUAGAGAAAGACAAGAAAAAAACAAUAAAUUGUGAAUUUUUCUGGGAAUUGUAAUUAAGUAUUUUUCUCAUUCUACCCCUUGCAUUCAAUACCUAUGUUCAAGAAGACGAUUAAAUUGUGGACUGUAGCUUUCUUUUUAUAUUGGAGUCUUUUUUAUUUAAUAUUAAACUAUUUACAGAAAAUUUA